This is a messenger RNA of Pararge aegeria (speckled wood butterfly), 1799 nucleotides long. It is a transcript of the gene ppan, whose product is annotated as protein Peter pan. The transcript is spliced from 10 exons. Gene Ontology annotation, cellular component: preribosome, large subunit precursor. Gene Ontology annotation, molecular function: rRNA binding. The record is from RefSeq and is a predicted model, not a curated record. Bases 115 to 1728 code for a protein of 537 amino acids. Gene Ontology annotation, biological process: rRNA processing; ribosomal large subunit assembly. NCBI's taxonomy places the organism in Eukaryota, Metazoa, Arthropoda, Insecta, Lepidoptera, Nymphalidae.
ACAGUUGACACUUGACAGGUUUCGAGCGUGUUUUCCACAAUAAUACCGUAACCUCUAAAUCUAAUAUUUAUGAACAACUGUUAAGGUGUACAUUGUUAAUUAAAAUCGAAAACGAUGGGUAAACGAAAAGGAAAAUGUGCAAAGAAAAACACGGCUACUAAAGGCUCCCUAGAGCCCGAACAUUUAGUAAAAGCGCCCCAUUCUUUCGUAAUUCAUCGGGGAAAGUGUUCAAAGGAUCUAAUGGACUUAGCUAAAGACUUUAGGAAGAUUAUGGAGCCGUUCACAGCGUCGCAGCUUAAAGAGCGUAAAAAGAACACAAUAAAAGACUUCCUGUCAGUGUCUGGGUACUUACAUGUAUCCCACCUAAUGCUGUUCACGGAGACCGAGCUGGGCUCCUACAUGAGACUGUCUCGAAUGCCCAGAGGCCCCACGCUUACUUUCCGAAUACAUAAUUAUAGUUUGUCCCGGGAUGUGGUGUCUUCUCUCCGCAAGCAGUAUGUCAUCUCGCGCGCAUUUCAGAGCGCGCCACUGAUAGUGCUGAACAGCUUCUCGGGUGAAGGCAUGCACAUGAAGCUGAUGGCCACCAUGUUCCAGAAUAUGUUCCCCACCAUCAACAUCACUACAGUCAAACUAAAAAACAUCCGACGCUGCGUUUUAAUGAACUACAACCCUUCAACAAAACUAAUCGAUCUCCGGCAUUACGUCAUCAGGGCCACGCCUGUGGGGCUCAAUAAGGGAACAAAAAAGAUGGUGCAAGGAAAAAUACCAAAUCUCAAUCGAUGCAAGGAUAUGUCAGAAUUCUUUGAUAAGGCCGCGCUGCUGUCGGAGAGCGAGUUCGAGGACGACGGCAACCAGGUGGAGUUGCCGCAGCGACUGGCGGCGCGCGGGGCGGCCGCGCGGACCACUUCGGCACUGCGACUGGUGGAGCUGGGCCCGCGCAUUGCGCUACAGCUCAUCAAGGUAGAAGACGGUCUGAUGGAUGGGGAAGUUCUCUUCCACGAGCUGGUGGAGAAGACGGAAGAACAGAAAGCUCUUAUCAAGAAGAAGAGAGAAGAAAAGAGACGUUUGAAAGAAAAACGAAAAUCACAACAAGCGGAGAACGUCAAGCGCAAAGAGAAGGAAAAAGAAGAAUUGAAACAGAAGGCGCUGGAAGGAAUCAAGAAGAAGAAAGAUGUGACAGAGAACCAGAGGUUGAUGGAGCUGGCGGCCGCGGAGUCACACAACGCGUCCGACAUGGAGCAGGACAACGACGCGCAGUACUACCGGGACGAGGUCGGCGCGGAGCCCGAACAAGAUCUCUUUACGCAAAAUCCGGCGAGGAAAAGGAAAUCCGGCGAUGACGGAGAAGCGAGGGGCUUUAAAAAAAUGAGAUUAGACAACAAGUUGAAAAAGAAAUACCAAAACAAAGACUCUACAAGACAAGAUGACAAAAGGGGGAAAAGAAACUUCCAGAACAAAAAAGAUGGCGGAAAGAACUACCAGAAUAGGGAUGACCGAACAAAGAAGUUUCAAAAUAAAGAUGACAGAAAACGAAAUUUCCAGAAUAGGGAUGACAAAAGAAAUAACUUUAAUAAAAAUCAAGAUGGCAAGAAAUUUAACAGAAAUAACCAAUCAAAUGGGAAAACUAAGAAAGUGUUUGGGGGGAAAUUUAACAAAAUGGGCAAAAUGGGGAAGAGUAAACAGGGUAAAACAGGCAAAGGAAAAGGUAAAGGAAAGUCUAAGAAAUAAUGUAUAGAGUAACAACAAUUAUUAUUAUUCGAAUUUAAGCUUACUUUGUGUAAUAAAUGUUUUAGACUUUU